GUGUCGUUUCUCAUCGCUGAAAAGGCUGUACCUAUCAUCGAUGUCGAUGAUUAAUCAAUAAUGAUUUGAGCAUACCUGUUUUAAAAAAGAUCUCUAAAGCAGAUUUACAUAUACAGCAAUGUUUCGCAAUUCUCAGAAUGAUCUACUUUAAAAGGUUAAUAUUUUUACCCCAAAAAUACUCCCUACAAGACGUCAUGACAUUUAAAUGUUACUCAAUGGGGAUUCGUCUUUCUGAGACGUCACUUUAUUGUCUCCAUGGAAACGGUUCCUAUCUAACCUUUGAACUGGAAUUAGAUCGGUUGUUUGUAAACUAUGGAGAACCGCACCUUCACGUUUUUACGGUCCUUGACCCACAUUCUUGAUAUUAUUCGCAUAUAAAUGGUAAGAAAUGGAGUUUGACAUUACGCGGACGAGACCGUCGCUUUUUGGAGAAAUUGCACAUGGUUUGGGUUUCUGGACGGAUCGCUCGGCAGUGCAUGAGGCUGCAGCUCAGGGCAGAGCUGUCCAGCUGCAGAAGCUCAUUGAAAAUGGAGCAUCUGUCAACAUCGUGGCUGUUGACUCCAUCACGCCUCUUCAUGAGGCCUGUAUACAAGGACAUACACAAUGUGUCAAACUGCUCCUGGAUGCUGGAGCUCAUGUUGACGCCCGUAACAUAGACGCCAGCACUCCGUUAUGUGAUGCUUGCGCUGCUGGUAGUCUGGAGUGUGUGAAGUUGCUGUUAGAUCAUGGAGCCACUGUUAACCCUCCACUAUUCACAUUCUCACCUCUCCAUGAGGCCUGUAUGGGCGGUAACUCUAAAUGUGUCCAGCUCAUGAUAGAUAAAGGUGCUUUAAUGGAAGCCCAUGACUGUCACUUCGGCACUCCGCUGCAUGUGGCGUGUGCCAGGCAACAUGUCGACUGUGUCAGGGUUUUGCUUAAUGCAGGUGCAAAUGUAAAUGCUGCCAAGCUCCAUGAGACGGCACUUCAUCGCGCUGCCAAAGUAAGAAAUCUGGAACUAAUUGAGCUUUUGGUAGAAUUUGGAGGAAAUAUUUAUGCCAAGGACAACCUCGGCAAAAAGCCCCUUCAGUACACAGGACCCGGCUCACCAUCUGCAGUCUGCUUAGAGUUUUACGAAUCCACACCUCGGACUCUUCAGCAGUUAUGCAGAAUUGCACUCAGAACUACCCUUGGGAAAAGGGCUCAAGGCGUGUUGACUCAACUGGGCCUACCGAAUCGAAUGGUUUCUUUCCUGUCUUGCUUGCCAUCCCCUCCCUUGAUACUCCUCACCUCAUGAUCUGCUUGUCUGUUUCUUAACAAGGCAUCAGUAAUGGACCUGUGUUUGAAAAUAAGAGGCUUAUUGUCGUUCCUGGAAUCUAUUUCUUACUGUGAAGUACCGCUACUGUUACAGCCACGCUCAGUAUUUGUCACAUAUUUGUCAACAUUUUACUCCCUUCUGCAGCAGGGACUCAAUAGGAGGGUUGGUAUGAAUGCAGUUUACAGCCAAAAUAUCUAGAAUAUUUAGAUUGUUUGAUAUUUGUGGGAGAAAGCACCUUCCGUGGGAACUAACAUUUUUUUAAAGCUAUUUUGGAAUGGCUUCGGCAUGUGUUGGCUGCUUAAACAUCUUGCAGGAAGACAAAGCCAUCUUGUUUUCUGCUUGUUUUACAAGGUUAAGGAUUGCUUCAAUUUUUUCCGUUUUAUUAUUACAGGUCUGCAUUGUAUGUUUUCGCUUAAUGUAUGUAAUCAGAUAUGUGAAUAGAUUUGUAUAUAAAAACAACUUGUAUAGGUUUUUAUGAAUUGUGCAAAUGUGUAUAUUUAACCUUUUUUAAAUGUAUAUUUAUUUAUUGUACAAACGUAUUAUAGAUUAAUUUUGGUUUAUUUAAAAGUGUAUCUUUUUAAUACAUACAUGUUUUUAAGAUUAAUACUUAUUUGUAAUAAGAAGUACAUUUUAAGUAAUAAUUAAAUUCUAAUAGAAA
Messenger RNA from Triplophysa dalaica, 1952 nucleotides. RefSeq names its product ankyrin repeat and SOCS box containing 13b (gene asb13b). The record is from RefSeq and is a predicted model, not a curated record. Gene Ontology annotation, molecular function: protein binding. NCBI's taxonomy places the organism in Eukaryota, Metazoa, Chordata, Actinopteri, Cypriniformes, Nemacheilidae. Bases 389 to 1273 code for a protein of 294 amino acids. Gene Ontology annotation, biological process: protein ubiquitination; positive regulation of protein catabolic process; intracellular signal transduction. The transcript is spliced from 6 exons.